AUGCACUUUGACUGCGCAAAGUUACCCGCCUACGCUCGAUUUGUCGAGCACGUCAAGCGUACAAUUGCCGAAUCCAAGCCAGGGACGUUGAUUAUUUACGAGAACAUAACCGAGCAGUGGUCGACUGGGAUUUGGGAUACUCUAGAAGAAGAUCCAGAGCAUCAGCACAUCAGGAAAACGCUCGACACGGUCACGAGUACGUUCGCGCUAGUUGUGCCGACCGACAUUCACGACUGCCAUCACAAGUGGUUUAAUCUGAGUCAAUUCGAAUGGAUGCAAAGUGGAACAGUUAGCCGUGAGGACAUUGAACUGUCCUCUCCCGGCGUCGCAACCACGCUUAAUAUGACUUCAGGCCCUUAUAGCGGCUCACGCAAAGAACCUGAUUUGUUCUUCAGAGUCGAUGGCCAUGCACUCCCCACGCUUGCGAUUGAAAGUGGUUGGUCAGAAACUACUACCAAGCUGUAUGACGACAUGAACCUCCUAUUCGUCGGCGGCAACGGUGCGAUUCGAACUGUGUUUAUUAUCAAAUGGACGAAGCAUGCCGAUAAUGUGCAUGUGAGCGGGCGGAUAGAAGUGUAUGGCCUGGAUCGCAACGGUAUGCCUGUUCAGCGCGGACCAGCUCAAGUAGGGAUUGUCGAUCAGUAUCAUAUUAUCUUCAAAGUUAAUCUUCUAUAG
This is a messenger RNA of Aspergillus melleus, 675 nucleotides long. RefSeq lists its product as uncharacterized. The transcript is spliced from 3 exons. Bases 1 to 675 code for a protein of 224 amino acids. The record is from RefSeq and is a predicted model, not a curated record. NCBI's taxonomy places the organism in Eukaryota, Fungi, Ascomycota, Eurotiomycetes, Eurotiales, Aspergillaceae.